AUGACAAAAGAACAACCGGCUAUUCGAGAAUAUAUCGAAUCCACCAAUGCUCUUCAAGGACGACUUUUUCAACAGGAAGGAACUGGGUAGGUAGGUAGCUUGCGGUAGAGGUUAUGGGACCAAAAGUAGCUAGUAAGUUUAUUAACAUGGGUACAACACAUCAGUAUAACAUCCCCCCAAACAAAAAUUCUAAUAGCACCUCCUCUCUCAACCAUGCAAAGAUCUCGAAUGAAACAGCCUUCUCUUCCCUGCUUUAUCCACAUUUAACCAGUCCAGUGCCUUCGCUCUUCCGUCCCGCGAAUGCCUACUUGGUAUAUCCCUCACGUACCUCACAGGAAUCUAACCUCUAUUUACAUCCCGAUCCAGCAUCAUCAACCCAGAGCGGCAGAUACCUGUACUGCAUCAACACGAUCUGGAUUCCAACCAAAGCCAUCAAACCACAAAGUCACAUCUGCACAACUAGCAUUAGCGCCAACACCGAUGACGAAUCUGGAAGGCGCGGGGGAUGCAGGGCAGGUGCAUUCACAGCCGGCAGUCACGAAGAACUCCAACCAAUCACUUGGCACGUUCCUCUCGGAGCCAUCGACGUUAGAGGUACUCCCACGAUAG
This is a messenger RNA of Hymenoscyphus albidus, 609 nucleotides long. NCBI's taxonomy places the organism in Eukaryota, Fungi, Ascomycota, Leotiomycetes, Helotiales, Helotiaceae. The record is from the annotation of a GenBank genome assembly.